AUGAGCAACGUCGCCAAGGCUGCAGAGUCGACACUAUACCAUCUCAGUCCAAAGGGCUUUUGGAAGAAAUUCCGAGCGGUGGCGGCCGUUAACUCGGAGAUCUCGACUGGGCUGCCCUUGCCAUCCAUACAUCGUUUCCCGCCCCCCGCCUCGCGGCCAGAGAAAUACUCAACCCCAGCAACGAAAGCUUCUGACCCCGCCCAAAACCCGUACUGGAAACGCGAUGUCCGACGCGCCUACCCCCAGCUUUCUGUUGUGACGCAGUCCGAGCUCUCCGCCCUCCUCAUUGAGCACUCCGCGGCCCAAGCCGUUGCCGCGCCUUCUUCAGAGAAGAAGGAUGUCCCAGCAGAGCCGCCAGCCGCUGUAGACCUCUCUGUUGCGAUUUCUUCAAUCACCCAGAGCCGCAAACUCUACACACCAACGAGUCUUCCUCCAACGCUUCCUACCUCACGGACUCUCUGGACACCGCAGGUGACCGUUGAGGCAGUAGAUGUCGUAGUCACAAACAUUCAUCUCAUGUCCGCGCCACCAUCUUACGCGGCGGGCCUGUCGGCUGCAGCACUGGCGGAAGCCUUUGGGAAAGACGAAAGAAUUUAUUUGGAACGAACUACCAAUACCUGGCGGUACGAGGAAGCGGAUGGCACUGAGAUGGAGUACGAUGCGGCCAAAGGGAAAUGGCUCCCACUAGUCGACGAAGAUUUGCUGAAGCGCCAACAAGCAGCAUACUCCGUGUCUGGCGUUGACGAAGAGACACCCGCUGCCCCAGUUCUCGCUCGCGAGAACAAAAAGCGCAAAGAACCCGAGGACUACACUUCCGCCACACCCCAAGCAGGGCCUUCCACCAAACGCGGCAAGAAGGAGACCGAGCGCAAGUCGAAGAACACGGCAGUCUAUGUCACUGGCCUUCCUGUAGAUGCUGACCUGGAGGAGAUUGUUGACCGCUUCUCCAAGUGUGGGGUGCUUGAGGAAGACGACGAUGGGGAGCCCAAAGUGAAGAUGUAUGCCCAAGACGACGGCUCAUUCAGCGGCGAGGCCCUCGUUGUGUACUUCAAGGAAGACUCGGUAUUUCUCGCUGAACGAAUGCUCGAUGACGCCGAAUUACGAAUCGGUGACCCAUCUACAGUCAUGCGUGUCGCCAAAGCUGAUUUCACGCACAAAACUACGGGUGGAAACGGCCAGGGAGGAGAAUCCAAGCCACGGAAAACAGUGGAUAAGAAGAAAACCUCGAGACGUAUCGUCAAGAUGCAAAAGCACGCGAAACUUGCAGAAUGGGACGAGGAAGAUGGAUUCGGGCCAAGCUUAGACGACGAUGAGUUGGCAGCAGCAGCAGCAGCCAAGAACAGCCGCGUAGUGGUUUUAAAGCACAUGUUCACACUCAAGGCCCUGGAAGAAGACGCGUCUCUAUUGCUGGAUCUCAAAGAGGAUGUUCGCGAAGAGUGUUCCACACUAGGCGAAGUCACAAACGUUGUGUUAUACGAUAAAGAACCUGACGGAAUCAUGACGGUGAAAUUCCGGGACCCUCUGGGUGCUCAAGCAUGUGUUGUGAAAAUGAAUGGACGAUUCUUCGACGGGCUGCGAGUUGAGGCGUCUUUGUACAGCGGCAAGCAACGAUUCAAACGAAGCGGGGCGGGAGAUGAAGGGGACGGCGAUGAACGCGAGCGGUUGGAUAGUUUCGCUGCAUGGCUGCUCUCCGAGAACGAUUAA
Molecule: messenger RNA, 1704 nt
Organism: Mycena indigotica
Lineage: Eukaryota; Fungi; Basidiomycota; Agaricomycetes; Agaricales; Mycenaceae
Product: RRM domain-containing protein
Exons: 11
Coding region: 1-1704 (567 amino acids)
Biological process (GO): mRNA splicing, via spliceosome
Cellular component (GO): U2 snRNP; U2-type spliceosomal complex
Molecular function (GO): RNA binding
Source: RefSeq, a predicted model, not a curated record